GCGGCAGGGGGCAGGGGGGCAUGGGGGGCGACAGCGACCGCACUGGCAAGGUGCAGGAGCGGUUAGCGCGGAGAGUGAAGGAUGGGGAGUUCUACGAGGCACAGCAGCUCUACAAGAGCCUCGCUACAAGGUACUCCUCGCAGUUCAAGUAUGAAGACGCCAUGGCACUGCUGCAGUCAGGCGCGUGUGUGCAGCUGCAGCACGGGCAGGUGACGAGCGGAGUGGAGCUCGCCUUGCUGCUCACGGACUUGCUCUCCUCCUCUGAGACGCCCUGCUGGGAGGACUCCCUGGAGCGCAUCACCGCCGUGUACAUCAGCUUCCCGCGCUCAACCGCCCCAUCCGGUUUGCUUCCUGGUGAAACUGAGGUGGCGGCCAGGCUCAGAGUGGACGGGUGUAAGCGGUUUCUAAGAGCCGCACUUAAGUGGUCCGCCCGGUUCCCCGAGAUGCUAUCCGCCCCAUCCAGCCCGCAAGCACAAGCAAAGCCCUCUUCGCUCACCUCGUCCUCACCCGCCGCCCUGGCCUCCCUGGGCUCGCCGGCCAUCCACCUCAUGCUCGCCCAGUGCCUCUCCUCCCAGCUGCCUCCUCAUAAACGGGACUAUGCAGCGGCAUUCUUCCACUUUGUGUACUCAGACGACCCAGCCCUCUUUGCUCACAGCCUGGCGGAUUACGCACAGCAGUGCUACCUCGGCGAGAGGGACCUCGUCAUUGCCAGGGCUGUGCUCCAGUGCUUGGCGGCAGGGCGACUGCAGCAGGGCAAACAACUGUGGCACGAGCUCAAGACACAGCAGGCACACAUCUGGGGAGCAGACAGCGCUGCUGCUGCUGCUGCUGCUGCUGCUGCUGCUGCUGAUGGCGAUGCUGCUGGUGCAGACAGUGCGGAUGCUACAGCAGGCAUGUGGCAGGAGUCUCCCCUCCUUCGCUUCACUGAUCUCCUCCUCACUGCGUAA
Messenger RNA from Closterium sp. Naga37s-1, 947 nucleotides. The record is from the annotation of a GenBank genome assembly. Lineage: Eukaryota; Viridiplantae; Streptophyta; Zygnematophyceae; Desmidiales; Closteriaceae.